Messenger RNA from Paraglomus brasilianum, 1092 nucleotides. Lineage: Eukaryota; Fungi; Glomeromycota; Glomeromycetes; Paraglomerales; Paraglomeraceae. The record is from the annotation of a GenBank genome assembly.
AUGGAAGAUAUACAAACAAAAGCAACAUUCGAAUUCACUUUUAGCAACGUUGGGAAUCUUUCUAAAGCUGUCUACUCGCCUCCAUUCGCAACCUCGUCGAACGUAUUCUGGCAACUGAAAUUUAUUCCUUCGAAUCCAGAAUAUCCCGAAUUCUGUUCAGUGUACUUGAGAUCAAUAUUUAAUACCGGAGAGAUACACGCCACGAGCCCCGGAAUCAGACAGGGUGUCUUACCUGCAACCAUAUAUCUUAGAGAUCCGAGCAAAGGCAACAGCGCACAAUCACAAGGAAUGAGACUGACUAGUGGAAAUAACUCUUCUAUGCUUCCAGACGUAAUAACUCUCGGCGUAGAUUUCUCAUCUGCAGAGUUCAAGAUCUCUCCAUUCAUGGAACGUCUACCCGGAAAGACAUUUCCAGCCGAUUUGUCCGAAGCAUGGGAACAACAGUUGAAUAAAAAAGAGACUGUCGAUGUAACUUUCAACGUCCAAGGUACUCUCAUAUAUGCCAGCUCAUCCCUUCUAUCGCGUCGAUCUGCCUACUUUGAAAAGAUAUUCCAGGACAAGUGGGCUGAAUACAGUGCCAAAGCCAACAGUUCAGAUGAAAUGGGUGGCGAGUCAUCCGAUGUAAAGAGAUCAAUGAAAUAUACGAUUGAUGUACCCGAUUUUCAUCCCGAGACCUUUCUUGAAAUGCUACGAUUUCUGUAUACUGACAAAGUGACACUCAAUAAGAACGAGGAAACACAUCGAAUGCCUCUUGAACUGUUUGCUAUUGCCGAUAAAUACCUAAUUUCAGAAUUACGUCAGAGAGCAAAGGCGGUAAUGUGUAGAGAUAUAAAUGAAGAGAAUGUAGCAGAAUUUCUAUUUGACACUGCGUGGAAAUGGCAGGAUUUGAAGGAAGAAGUUUUUAAAUUUCUAGUAAAGCACUUUCCGAGAGUGAAGAAAACUGAUGGAUGGAAAUGCAUCAUUAAGAAUCCAAUGGCGUAUCCGAGGAGUGGAGAGCUGUUUGCCGAGUUGAUAGGAUUACUCAUUCCCGAAGAGUCUGAGGAGGAAGAGACUAAGCCCGGUUCGAUUAGUGCCGAUGAGACAAUGUCAUGA